Gekko japonicus is the source of this 2217-nucleotide messenger RNA. It is a transcript of the gene GPAA1, whose product is annotated as glycosylphosphatidylinositol anchor attachment 1. Gene Ontology annotation, cellular component: GPI-anchor transamidase complex; membrane. Gene Ontology annotation, biological process: attachment of GPI anchor to protein. Lineage: Eukaryota; Metazoa; Chordata; Lepidosauria; Squamata; Gekkonidae. The coding region runs from base 10 to 1722 and encodes 570 amino acids. The record is from RefSeq and is a predicted model, not a curated record. The transcript is spliced from 11 exons.
CGGGCCUACAUGUCGGAGAACUCCAUGGGGUUGACCAUGGUGGAGGAGCAGUUCGUGUACGGGGAGCGGGCCCUCUCCUACGCCCGAGAGUUCGCCGGACACAAGAAGAAGGCGGGGGGCAUGCCGGUGGCCUGGCUGGAGAAGACCAUGUGGAACCUGGGCCUGGAGGUGUACAAGCAGAGCUUCGCCCGCACCCUGCCCUUCCCCGAUGAGCUGCGAGAGAGAUACAUGGUGAAGGGGACCAACGUCUACGGGAUCCUGAGGGCCCCCCGGGCGGCCAGCACGGAAUCCCUGGUGCUGAGCGUUCCCUGCAGCCAAGGCCAGCAGAACAAUCAGGCGGUGGGACUGAUGCUGGCCCUGGCGUCCUACUUCCGAGGUCAGAUCUACUGGGCCAAGGACAUCAUCUUCCUGGUGAAUGAGCACGACCUCGUCGGCAUGGAGGCCUGGCUGGAGGCGUACCACAACGUCAACGUCACCGAGAUCCAGUCGUCGGGGAUGCUGGGCCGGGCCGGAGCCAUCCAGGCCGCCGUCUCCCUGGAGCUGAGCAGCGACGUCAUCACCAGCUUUGACCUGGCCGUGGAGGGCCUGAACGGGCAGCUGCCCAACCUGGACCUGGUCAACCUCUUCUACGCCUUCUGCCAGAAGAGCAACCUCCUCUGCACCAUCCAGGGAAAGCUGCAGCGUUCCGACUGGGACUCGCUGCCGGCCUACCUGCACUCUCUGCAGACGCUGCUCCUGAUGGUGCUCAAGCAGGGCUCUGGCCGGCCGCAGGGUGACCACGGCCUCUUUCUGCGCUACCACAUCGAGGCCGUCACGGUGCGGGGCAUCAACAGCUUCCGCCAGUACAAGUACGACAUGGGCGCCGUGGGCAAAACGCUGGAGGGAAUGUUCCGGAAGCUGAACAACCUGCUGGAACGCCUACACCAGUCCUACUUCUUCUACCUGCUGCCCUCGCUCUCCCGCUUCGUCUCCAUCGGGGUCUACAUGCCGGCCUUCGGCUUCCUCAUCCUCAUCCUCGUCUUGAAGGCUCUGGAUCUGUGGAUGAAGCUGAGCCGAUGCGACGUGGACCCUGCGGACCAGUCUUGUGACGGAGGCCCCAUGGCGGCAGAGGAGCCCCGUCCCAGCCUGCUGCCCCUGGUCCCCCCGCUGCUGAUCUGCCACGCCACGGGGCUCGCCCUCUACUUCGUGCCCAUCCUGGGGCAGCACAUGGCCACGCAGCACUUCCCCGUGUCCGAGUCGGAGGCCGUGGUGCUCACCGUCAUCGCCAUCUACGUGGCGGGGCUGGCGCUGCCCCACAACACACACAGGGUCCUGACGGGUGCAGGCAGCGACCGCGGCUGGAUGAUGUUGAAGCUGCUCUCCCUGCUGUACCUGGCCAUACAGCUCGGCUGCAUCGCCCUCAUCAACUUCUCUCUCGGCUUCUUGCUGGCCGUCACCAUGGUGCCUGUGGCCGCAGCCGUCCAGCCCACCGGGCCCAAGGCGCUCCAGGCCGUGCUGCUGGUGCUGGUCACGCCGGCCGCCACCCUGCUGUUCGGCAUCUUCCUGUACCACGAGCUCAUCGAGUACCCCAUCUCCGUGCUGGAGGGCUGGCAGCGGUUCCUGCAGGCCAUUGCGGAGGGGCUCCUGGACCACCACCUCUACGGCUCCGUCGUCUUCCCCUUCGUGGCCCUCUUCGUCUACCCCUGCUGGCUCCUGCUGUGGAACGUCCUCUUCUGGAAGUAGCCCUCCCCAGGCACAGCAGGCUCCACGCUGGAAACUGGCAGCUGACCCUCGGAGGGCGAGUGGAGGCCGAUGGACCACCGUUGAGUCUGCAGAGGGAGGCCGGAACGCCGCCCUCUUGGACCUGCUUGGCCCCACAGCGGCUGCCUGGAGGGUUGGGGGACUGGGGCACAGGAGUGGGGCGACUGACAGCAGAGGGGGGCUUGAAAGGACAGGCCUUGGCCAGGAGAGCGGGAUUCUGGCCCCUGCAACUGGAGCAGGACCGCCCGUGUUCCAGUGGGUGAGGUGCUGUUGUCCCCCCCCCCUUCCACAGGAGGGGCCAAGGAGAGGCUGAUCCUGUCUGGGCAGCCCCAGCCAGCCUGCGGUCCAAAGUCUUCCUCCUGAGGCCAGGGGCCCGCACUGGGGCUUCGUACUGGGGGUCCCAGGUGCUGCGGUGGGGGGGGGGCAGAUGAGGGUGUGUCACAGGUGGCAGUACAGCCUUUGAUGUGAAAAUAAAGA